Messenger RNA from Phragmites australis (common reed), 1906 nucleotides. RefSeq names its product endoglucanase 19-like. NCBI's taxonomy places the organism in Eukaryota, Viridiplantae, Streptophyta, Magnoliopsida, Poales, Poaceae. The record is from RefSeq and is a predicted model, not a curated record. Gene Ontology annotation, biological process: carbohydrate metabolic process. Bases 137 to 1630 code for a protein of 497 amino acids. The transcript is spliced from 4 exons. Gene Ontology annotation, molecular function: hydrolase activity, hydrolyzing O-glycosyl compounds.
UCCAACCAACUUAACCGUCUCUCUCGCCUCGUCUGCAAAUAGCCAACUGUGUCUCACUCUCACAGUCUCACACUCUCCUCUGCUCUGCUCCGCUCCGCUCACGAGACACACUAACCAACUGUCACUUGGCCGAGCAAUGGAGCCAAAGAGCAGCAGCAGACACAGCUUGUGCGUGCUUGCAGCCAUGCUUCAGCUGCUGCUCUUCGCUCCGAGCUUGGCCGCGGCGUUCAACUACGCCGACGCGCUCGCCAAGUCCAUCAUCUUCUUCGAGGGUCAGCGCUCCGGCAAGCUGCCGCCCGGCAACCGCAUGCCCUGGCGCGGCGACUCCGGCCUCAGGGACGGCGCCCAGUACAAUGUGGAUCUGGUCGGCGGGUACUACGACGCCGGCGACAACGUCAAGUUCGGCCUGCCGAUGGCGUUCACCACCACGAUGCUGGCGUGGAGCGUCGUCGACUUCGGCAAGUUCAUGGGCGCCGAGCUGCCACACGCCAGGGCCGCCGUGCGCUGGGGUGCCGACUACCUCCUCAAGGCCGCCACGUCCACGCCGGACACGCUCUACGUCCAGGUCGCGGACCCGAACCAGGACCACCGGUGCUGGGAGCGCCCCGAGGACAUGGACACGCCGCGCAGCGUCUACGCCGUCACCAAGGACAAGCCCGGUUCCGACGUCGCCGCCGAGACGGCCGCCGCGCUCGCCGCGUCCGCCAUCGUCUUCCGCCGCGCCGACCCGGCCUACUCGUCCAGGCUGCUCCACGCCGCCAUGAAGGUGUUCAACUUCGCGGACCGGCACCGCGGGUCGUACAGCGAUUCGCUGAGCGCGUUCGUGUGCCCUUUCUACUGCUCCUACUCCGGCUACCACGACGAGCUUCUGUGGGCCGCGUCGUGGCUGCACCGCGCGUCGAACAACGUAUCGUUCAUGUCGUACGUGCAGGUGAACGGCAUGCAGCUGGGCGCCGGCGACGACGACUACUCCUUCAGCUGGGACGACAAGCGGGUGGGCACCAAGGUCCUCCUCUCCAAGGGGUUCCUGAGGAAGAAGCUGCAGGGGCUGCAGCUGUACAAGGCUCACUCAGACAACUACAUCUGCUCGCUGGUGCCUGGCACGAGCAGCUUCCAGUCGGGCCAGUACACGCCGGGCGGGCUCGUCUACAAGGAAGGCGCGAGCAACAUGCAGUACGUGACGACGGCGACGUUCCUGCUGCUGGCCUACGCCAAGUACCUCCGGUCCAGCGGCUCGUCGGUGGUCUGCGGCGCCAAGGACGUCUCCCCGGGCGAGCUCAUCGCGCUGGCGAAGCGGCAGGUGGAUUACAUCCUGGGGAAGAACCCGGCGGGGAUGUCGUACAUGGUGGGGUUCGGCGCGCGGUACCCGCGGCGCGUGCACCACCGCGGCGCGUCCAUGCCGUCGGUGCGCGCGCACCCGGGGCGCAUCGGGUGCGAGGAGGGGUUCAGGUACCUGCACUCGGGCGCGCCCGACGCCAACGUGCUGGUGGGCGCCGUGGUGGGAGGGCCCGACGCGCGCGACGCCUUCGCCGACGACCGCGACAGCUACGGGCAGUCGGAGCCCGCCACGUACAUCAACGCGCCGCUCGUCGGCGCGCUCGCAUUCUUCGCCGGCACGGCCAAGUACUGAAGCGUGCCAGAUCGGUCGGGCCAGUAGCGUUGCUGCUUUAGCUAGGCGUCGCGUCGUGUCGUGUCGGUUGGAGUGUGACUCGAGUGGAAACCUGAGAGUUGGUACGAGUUGGAUGGGUACGUGACAUGACAGUGUGGGAGCGCCAAGGCAAGAGAUUUUGGUCGAGCUCCCCCGUCAGCUGUAUUUCGCCACUUCUGUGAGCAAAAAAACUGCAGAACUUGGCCACCAACGAGUUUGGAGUUUGGACUUCUCCUCAGUCCUCACCAUGAAACCGAG